GAUGGAGAUAAAUAACAACCUUUAGUCCCCCCUCCCCCUCCCUUUGACAUAGCCUUUGCCUCUACUCUCUUCGUACGUAGCUUCAUUCCACUACAUCUGCCACUCAUCGCACAAAACCGUCGUCUAAACCCCAACAUGGCAUCCGAGCGCACCAACAAAACUGAAGAGGAGCAGCAGGCGUCCUUCAAGGAGCAGCUCGACCGCAUUGCCAUCGCAAGCCGAGAGGCCGACCACGAGUCCAAGCCCAACCCAAUCAUAGAGAAGAUCACCGAGUAUAUCCCCGCCGCGUCCGCCAUUCUCGGCGGCGGGUCGCACCAGCAGCCCCAAGAAGAGAAAAAGAGUACCGAGAUUCCUGGCCCGCCCGACAGGCCCGACCACGACCACAAGAUUGAGGAGUUUGUGCGGGACCAGCAUCGCAGCAACAAGGGUGAUGGAGACCUCAGCCUGGCCAAGGGAUCCUCCUAGGACUUCGCGACGUAUCAACGCGACAAGCACUCUUACACAUGCAACAGAGACCUGCGGUCGGAUACAUAUCGAUACUGUAAUUGAAGCCGGCGUUUUUGCUCUCUAGUCUUAGCUUUUGUAUAGAUUCUUGAAAUGCUUUCCG
Messenger RNA from Purpureocillium takamizusanense, 607 nucleotides. RefSeq lists its product as uncharacterized. The coding region runs from base 136 to 465 and encodes 109 amino acids. The record is from RefSeq and is a predicted model, not a curated record. NCBI's taxonomy places the organism in Eukaryota, Fungi, Ascomycota, Sordariomycetes, Hypocreales, Ophiocordycipitaceae. The transcript has 2 exons.